Molecule: messenger RNA, 430 nt
Organism: Schistosoma guineensis
Lineage: Eukaryota; Metazoa; Platyhelminthes; Trematoda; Strigeidida; Schistosomatidae
Source: the annotation of a GenBank genome assembly
CUGCAGUAAAGCCCUUUGAAAUACAGAGCUAACAUGAUCGAAAAAUUACCACAAUGAAGCUGUGUGACCAAUCUCAAACGAUUGCUCCCUGGUCUGUGAGGCCAUGUUUCCAGGGUGGUAGGACUACUAAUAAAAGUUUCCUUUUCAAGUCGCAAAAAGAAAUAUUAAAUUCCAAGCAAUGUUAUCCCAGAAAUUCUGCUUCAAACUACUCUCUAGAGCUUUUAAUGUCCGGACCGUACAUCAACUUGAACAAUGUCGCACAACCUGAGACCCUAGAACCUCGUGACAUCGAUGCAGUUUCCGAAACACGUAUACAUGACCCUAUUGUGGUUCAUUCACCUGAUUUUACUGGCCAGUAUGGGAAACCAACGCGAUAUACCCUUCGUGUAUUUAGAGUAAGUAUAGCACUAAGUUAGAAACUUGGACAGGG